Messenger RNA from Linum trigynum, 1295 nucleotides. The record is from the annotation of a GenBank genome assembly. Lineage: Eukaryota; Viridiplantae; Streptophyta; Magnoliopsida; Malpighiales; Linaceae.
GAUUCCAAAGAUUGAGUUAGACGAAAAGAAAAACCGGAAAAUAGGCACAUUUCGCAAACAAAAAAAAAGACACAAUUUGACCUCCAACCCGGUACCUUGUAGCGGUCGGCCCGGCGAGUGCGUAUGGCUCGUUUUUCUUACCGGAUCAGGGUCAAAGUGGGUUGGCCCGCGGGUCAACCCACGGGUUGACAACCUUGGUUGCCGGUGUUUUGUUUAACGGACUACUGGGCUUUGGCUACUUAUCAUAAUUUGGGGGCCCAUAGGGCCAAUUAUUAGGCCCACACCCACGAGAGAGCUGACUGGAUACGCCUCUUCUUCAUUCUUCUUUUCACCCCGAAUACGCAGAUCCUGACCAGCAGCAGCUAAGCAGAGCCGCCGCGGUUUUACCCAAAUCAGGGGCAAAAUCUCAACAUAACAUACGCCAGCAGAGACUUCUACUCCGCCACCGCAGUCGUCGUCUCCUUUACCAUUUCGGCUGGAAGAGAAUCCCAAAUGGGGGCGGGUCGAGAAGUGUCGAUAUCCUUAGAUGGCGUGCGGGACAAGAACGUGAUGCAGCUCAAGAAGCUCAACUCCGUCCUUUUCCCCGUCCGUUACAAUGACAAGUACUAUUCCGACGCUCUCGCUUCCGGUGACUUCACCAAACUCGCAUAUUACAGUGAUAUCUGCGUUGGUGCCAUCGCAUGUCGCCUAGAGAAGAAGGAAGGCGGGGUUGUCUGUGUUUACAUUAUGACCUUGGGCGUGUUAGCUCCAUAUCGUGGGCUAGGCAUUGGGACGAAACUGUUGAAUCACGUUCUUGAUCUCUGCUCGAAGCAGAACGUUCCAGAGAUAUACUUGCAUGUGCAGACAAACAAUGAAGAUGCUAUCAACUUCUACAAGAAGUUUGGGUUCGAGAUCACGGAGACCAUCCAGAAUUACUACACAAACAUUACACCACCAGACUGCUAUGUUGUGAAAAAAUUUGUUACUCAGACAAAGAAAUGACAUGGAUGAUGGGAUUAUAGCUAGUUGGCAUCUCUCAGCAGUAAAUUUUUAGUUUUUGAGUUUUGUAUCUUGUUAUUGAGGGGUUCUGGUAUCGGUUUGCCAUUGUUGAAGGUUCAUUAUUAGCUGUUACUCGAGUCAUUAUAGUGCUAGAAGAAGCCCUUUUGAAAAUUUUGUAUUUUUUGUAUCGUUCAAGUGGAUCAUUUUGAUUGUCGAUUUUCGGUACUUUAGUCAUUCAAAGAGAUUUUUCUAUUCAACCGUACUGCUUUCAGGAUUGUGGUAUUUUGCUUGUUUGGAUCACAGUUAAAUCAUUUGGA